Molecule: messenger RNA, 5327 nt
Organism: Chionomys nivalis (European snow vole)
Lineage: Eukaryota; Metazoa; Chordata; Mammalia; Rodentia; Cricetidae
Gene: Exoc8
Product: exocyst complex component 8
Exons: 1
Coding region: 115-2265 (716 amino acids)
Biological process (GO): exocytosis; intracellular protein localization; Golgi to plasma membrane transport
Cellular component (GO): exocyst
Source: RefSeq, a predicted model, not a curated record
CGGGUGUCGCUCCCGCCCCGCUUCCUCCGCCGUCUUCUCUGUGGCACUCGGGUGGGGCCCGGGAGCGGCGAGUGACAGCGACGGCGGGCGGCGGGCGCAGGACGGGGAGCAGCCAUGUCGGACAGCGGGGCGAGCCGCCUGCGGAGGCAGCUGGAGUCGGGGGGCUUCGAGGCGCGGCUGUACGUGAAGCAGCUGUCGCAGCAGUCGGACGGCGACCGCGACCUGCAGGAGCACCGGCAGCGCGUGCAGGCGCUGGCGGAGGAGACGGCGCAGAACCUGAAGCGCAAUGUCUACCAGAACUACCGGCAGUUUAUCGAGACGGCGCGCGAGAUCUCAUACCUGGAGAGCGAGAUGUACCAGCUGAGCCACCUGCUGACGGAGCAGAAGAGCAGCCUGGAGAGCAUCCCGCUGGCCCUGCUGCCCGCCGCCGCCGCGGGCGCCUCCGCGGCUGAGGACCCGGCGGGCGCGGGGCCCCGGGAGCGCGGGGCGGCCCAGGCAGGCUUCCUGCCCGGCUCGGCGGGCGGUCCCCGCGACGGCCCCGGCGCGGGCGAGGAGGGCAAGCAACGCACGCUCACCACGCUGCUGGAGAAGGUCGAGGGCUGCAGGGACCUGCUGGAGACGCCGGGCCAGUACCUGGUGUACAACGGGGACCUGGUGGAGUACGAGGCGGACCACAUGGCCCAGCUGCAGCGCGUGCACGGCUUCCUCAUGAACGACUGUCUGCUGGUGGCCACCUGGCUGCCGCAGCGGCGGGGCAUGUACCGCUACAACGCGCUCUACCCGCUGGACCGCCUGGCGGUGGUCAACGUCAAGGACAACCCGCCCAUGAAGGACAUGUUCAAGCUGCUCAUGUUCCCCGAGAGCCGCAUCUUUCAGGCGGAAAAUGCCAAGAUUAAACGCGAGUGGCUGGAAGUGCUGGAGGAAACCAAGAGGGCGCUCAGCGACAAGAGGAGGAGGGAGCAGGAGGAGGCCGCGGCCCCCCGCGUGCCGCCACCGGUCCCUUCCAAGAGCGGCAACCCGUUUGAGGACGAGGAUGAUGAAGAACUGGUCCCCCCCGAGGUAGAGGAGGAAAAGGUAGACCUCUCCAUGGAGUGGAUCCAGGAGUUGCCUGAAGACCUAGAUGUCUGUAUUGCGCAGAGGGACUUUGAGGGCGCCGUGGACUUGCUGGACAAAUUGAAUCACUACCUGGAAGAUAAGCCCAGCCCACCUCCUGUGAAAGAGCUGAGGGCCAAAGUGGACGAAAGAGUGCGACAGCUCACCGACGUGCUGGUGUUUGAGCUCUCCCCGGAUCGCUCUCUGAGAGGCGGCCCAAAGGCGACUCGCAGGGCAGUGUCGCAGCUGAUCCGGCUGGGCCAGUGCACGAAGGCCUGUGAGCUGUUUCUGAGGAACAGGGCAGCAGCCGUGCACACUGCCAUCCGCCAGCUUCGGAUCGAGGGCGCCACUCUGCUCUACAUCCACAAGCUCUGCCACGUCUUCUUUACCAGCCUGCUGGAGACGGCAAGGGAAUUUGAGACAGACUUUGCAGGCACGGACAGCGGAUGCUACUCUGCGUUCGUGGUCUGGGCAAGGUCUGCGAUGGGCAUGUUUGUGGAUGCCUUCAGCAAGCAAGUUUUCGACAGCAAGGAGAGCCUGUCCACUGCGGCCGAGUGUGUGAAGGUGGCCAAGGAGCACUGCCAGCAGCUGGGAGAGAUUGGACUGGAUCUCACCUUCAUCAUCCAUGCCCUGCUGGUGAAGGACAUCCAGGGGGCCUUACACAGUUACAAGGAGAUUAUCAUUGAAGCCACCAAGCACCGAAACUCAGAGGAGAUGUGGCGGCGGAUGAACCUGAUGACCCCUGAGGCCCUGGGAAAGCUCAAAGAGGAGAUGAGAAGUUGUGGGGUCAGUAACUUCGAGCAGUACACGGGAGAUGACUGCUGGGUGAACUUGAGCUACACGGUGGUGGCUUUCACCAAGCAGACCAUGGGCUUCCUGGAGGAGGCGUUGAAACUGUACUUUCCGGAGCUACACAUGGUGCUCCUGGAGAGUCUGGUGGAAGUCAUCCUGGUCGCCGUGCAGCACGUGGACUAUAGCCUGCGGUGCGAGCAGGACCCAGAGAAGAAGGCCUUCAUCAGGCAGAAUGCAUCCUUCCUUUAUGAAACUGUCCUCCCAGUGGUGGAGAGGAGGUUUGAGGAAGGUGUGGGGAAGCCUGCCAAGCAGCUGCAGGACCUGCGGAAUGCAUCCAGACUCCUGCGGGUGAAUCCCGAGAGCACCACUUCUGUGGUCUGAGUCCCUGGUCUGGGGUGUGCGUGCGUGCGUGUGUGUGUGUGUGUCUGUGUGUGCACAGACUACAGUGCACUAUCUGUAUUUAUAUGACACUUGUAUGCACAUUCCUCAGAGUCAAAACAGCGUACAGAGUACCCUCGUAGAAACACAGUCAAAGGAGAAAAGAAAAUGUGUUAAGUGCCCCCAUACUGGAAUUAUUAGAGCAUAAGCCACACUUUCAUACUAACUCCUUAAGGAAUGCAUGGUCACACCAUGGGAUUUCAGAUUACCCUCUGACUUGAAACACAUUUCUCACUGUAGGACAUCCAGGAGCAAUGCACUCUGUGCCACCUAGAAAAAUAUGUAAACCCCAGCAAAAUUGUAGCUUCUUAAUGGUCAGUGCUAUGUAAUGCAUUGGCUUUAUGUAUUCCUUAAACUAAUCCGUUUGGAGAGAAGACAGGGGUUGGGAAAACUGGUUUGGGAUAGAUUUGAAUAAGUGGGCACCAGAUUCUCCAGUGUUCAAGGUAUAUGGAAGUCUUCAUAAAACAAUUCCGCAGACAUCCAAAAGGUAGUAUGUUCCAUGGCUAAUUAGCAUCAUAGUAUUUCGCUUGGGUGCAUCUUUCCAGGAAUCACAAGGACUAUGGUGAAUUUUUAAUAUAUUCCAGACCAAUGAAUUUGCUGUUGCAGUGCCUUUGCCAUGUUCAGGAAGGGAAAGUCAUGGGGAAAGGCCCACCCCAAGGAGCCUGGCCGUGGGUGAGUGGCCGCAGGCUGCUGUAGGCCCCAGCCUGGUUUAGGAGCCACUGAGAUUUAAGGCGAAUGCAGAGCUCCUUUUUUGAAUAUUUACUGGUAGUUCUGGGUCUGUGUAGAUGAGGAGUUAGAAAAGUAAUGCAAACUCACUGUUAAAGAAUGCCUGCUUUGAGCAGAGAUUUGUUUGUUUUCUUGAGAUAGGUUUCAGCCCAGGCUGGUGUCAUGGGCUGGUUUUGUACCCAAGGAAGACCCUGAAUUUUUAAAUCUUAACUCCACUUCCCAAGGGCUGGGGUUACAGGUGUAUGCCACCAUGCCCAGUUUAUGCCAUGUUGGGAAACCCAGGGCUUAGUGCAUACUAGGCAAGCACUCUACCCGCUGACCACAUCCUCUGCCCUGAUGGGUGUCCUUUUUUUUUUUUUUUUUUUUUUGGUAACAGUGGAUAAUUGAGGAGAGAUGGAUAUGCCUCAAACACGGGGAAGGGACCUUUUGUGACCCCUCCAAUGCUGUGUUGCACUUUAAAACACAAGAGCCAGGAAUGCUGAUGCUUUUUGUCGCUGCACUGGAAGCAAGAGGCAGGUGUAUUCAAGGCCAGCCGGGUCAACAAGGUGAACUCCAGGACAGGCAGGGCUCUGUAGAAAGACCCUGCCUCAAAAGCAACAAAAAACAACUUUUAGGAGAAUUGCAGGUUAUUUCAGAUUGUUCAGUAAAGGAAAGUGUAGGCGGGUGGGAGCUAUGGCUUGUAGAAUGCUCUGCUCUGUGCUGAUAUCUUAAUGUUCCUCUAGUGGAAAGUGUUUUCCAAGACCUGCUUACCCACUAGCUUCCACCUGUGGCUUGUGGCCAUGAUGCUGUUUUUAUACCACUGCUUCUAAGGGUUAUUUCUCUUCUGAAUACAAAAGGUAGUGUUAAGACAUAAAAUUGUGUAAAACCUUAAAUGGUGGGACUGGAGAGAUGGCUCAGAGGUUAAGAGCACUGGCAUUUCUUUUCUUUUUUUUUUUUUUUUUUUUUUUUUUUUUUUUUUUUUUUGAUUUUUCGAGACAGGGUUUCUCCGUAGAUUUUUGGUUUCUGUCCUGGAACUAGCUCUUGUAGACCAGGCUGGCUUCAAACUCACAGAGAUCCGCCUGCCUCUGCCUCCCGAGUGCUGGGAUUAAAGGCGUGCACCACCACGGCCCGGCUUGGCAUUUCUUUUAGAGGUCCUGAGUUCAAUUCCCAGCAACCACAUGGUGGCUCACAACCAUCCAUGAGAUCUGCUGCCCUCUUCUGGCAUGUUUGACUACAUACAGUCAGAACACUGUAUACAUAAUAAAUAAAUAAAUAAAAAAAAGAAAAAAACCAAAACCUUAAAUGGUUUCUACAGUGAUUUAGGGCUAUAAAACUCCUUGGCUUAGUUAACUCAUUUCAGACCAGGCCAACAUUUUUUAUUUUUAUUUAUUUUAGCUCUACGUACUUAAAAAGUUGGAAAUCACCAUUGCUGAUUACUUUUUUUUCUGUUAGGAUUUUUUUUUAACAGGGUUUUUCUAUGUAGACCAGGUUGGCCUUGAACUCAGAAAUCUUCCCUGCCUCUGCCUUCCAAGUGCCAGGAUUAAAGGCUUGUACCACUCUGCUGAGCAUAGGGUUUUUUUUGUUUUUUUUUUACAUGACCAUAACUGAUUCCCAGCCAAACAAAAAUACUAAUUUAAGAUCAUUGGAAAUUUGAAUUUCAUAGAAUUGUGUGGUUGUGGUGAUUAUUUGAUGCCUCCUGAACUCUGAUAUAUGGAAUGUUGUGUGUGGAUAUAGCGCUGGGUUCUGGGGAAUGGAAAGCUGUGCAGAGAGCUUUCGAAUGACUGUUUCCCCACAUAAUAAAUCUAUGGAAAUGGAAGUAGAGAAUUUUAUCCUGCUAAGAAUGGGCUAAUGUGUUCCUCAGUACAGUAGAGGGAGUCUGGCAAGUCUGUGUUCCUGGAAAGCUGACUGGAUCCACCUCGGGUGCCAGACACCAAGCAAGUUCUAGAGCACUGGCACGGUGGCAUUCGUUCUGACUCCCCACUUGAACAUUAAGUACCUUUUCUUAUUUGGUUCAACACUAACUGCAUAGAUCAGGAAUUACAGUGGGAUUAAGGUUGGAAUUUGGUCUCUGAUGAAAGCCUCCUGACACUUAAGUGCUCCAGGUCCUUUCUGUUCAAGAUGCUGCCUGUCGACAGAUGCCCAGCACUUUCCUCCUGCACCUUGAUUCUCAGCUAGGAUUGGAAGCUGGGGCUUGCUGUUGAAGAUGACAGCAUUGCUGUAUACUUCAAUAUGCUGUAAAAUGACAUUUUCUAAACUGUCCAAUAAAAUAAAGUUUUACAGUGUUCUCACACUGGAUAGAA